Messenger RNA from Salarias fasciatus (jewelled blenny), 1630 nucleotides. RefSeq names its product dual adaptor of phosphotyrosine and 3-phosphoinositides (gene dapp1). The record is from RefSeq and is a predicted model, not a curated record. Bases 31 to 786 code for a protein of 251 amino acids. The transcript is spliced from 9 exons. NCBI's taxonomy places the organism in Eukaryota, Metazoa, Chordata, Actinopteri, Blenniiformes, Blenniidae.
GCCACAAAUCACUGAACACUAUAGUCAGACAUGAGUCUGUACAGCCAGGAAUCCACCGAAGACACAAGAGACGAAUUGGAGACACUGGGGUGGUACCAUUACGACCUGUCCCGGCAUGCUGCAGAGGCCCUGCUGCUGUCCAACGGCUCUGAUGGAAGUUACCUCCUGAGAACCAGUAACGAGGGGGCCGGCUGCUUCGCUCUGUCUGUCAGGGCAAAGGAUUCAGUGAGGCACUUUCACGUGACUCGUCGAGACAACGGCUACAUCUUCGGGUUUCAUCAGUUUUCAACUCUUCAUGACUUUGUGGACCACUUUGCCAAUCAGCCGCUGCUGGGCAGUGACACAGGAACCCUGAUUGUGCUCAAGUGUCCAUACCCGUGGAGGGUGGAGGAGCCGUCGAUCUACGAGUCGGUGCGCGUUCACACAGCCAUACAGACAGGGCGGACUGUGAACGAUCUCGUGGCUAAUGCAGCAUCGCUGGGCACCAAAGAAGGCUAUCUAAUCAAACAAGGAGCUAUUGUGAAGAACUGGAAGCAGAGGUGGUUCAUACUCAACAGAUAUGACCUAAAAUAUUUCAAAGACAGAAUGAGUGAGGAGCCCAUUCGAACUCUGGACCUAAGAGCCUGUUCUGCUGUCCAGUUUGACUAUUCUCAGGACAGAGUCAACUGUUUUUGUCUGGUGUUUCCUGAGCGGACGUUUUAUCUGUGUGCAAAGACAGGCGUGGAAGCAGAUGAGUGGAUCAAGAUCCUGAGGUGGAAACUGUCACAGACCAGGAUGGGUAGAUGAUAUCUGACCCCGAAGAACUGAAGCAAGAAGCAUGUUCCCUCUGAAGACCAAGAAUCCAGACAUAGUUAUUCAGAAUCAGUAAUCUAGGUUUUGCUAUGUGGCUAGUGUAGAAACUGUUAUGUGAAAACUUCAGUGCUUUAGUGUUCUAAGUGUGAAACGAUAGAAUUUUAUGUUAACCCUUUCCAGAUGGUUUUAUUUUUGAAGGUAGAAUGUUUGGCAGGUCAUUUGUUGAAUUAUUGAGAGACGUAGGGUUUGUAAUGCUGAGUCGAUCAGAAGAUCCUCUUGUGUUGUAUCCGUCUGCUUCAGUGGCUGCAUCUCCACCUUUGUAGUUCCUGUCAAGGCGACCUGACUGAGCAGGUAUCAGACCAUUCACCACAUGCACAGUGGUUUCCCUGAACAGAUCCUGGUCUGUUCCCCUUCAGCUCAGCUUCCGACGUCACAGUGACUCCUGGAGGUCAGUUCUUCAUCAGGAACAAGUUGAGCGAGACGCUUGUCAAACAACUUCUGGUUCAGCUCAUCCAUGUGACAGGAUUACACCUCCAGUAUUAUCGACAGUGAGUAUUGAACUCACCAUUCAGAAUUAGAAGAAACUGGAAAUAUUGUGGACUGAGGAGAGAAGCCAGAAGGAACUGAGCUGAGUUACAACAGAGUCACGUAUGAGCAAUGUCGAACCAGCUGCUUCUGCAAUGAGGCCACAACAUGCAGGGACAAAAAGAUUCACCCAGCCAUUCCACCGCACACAGACAAACAGCUGAGGGGUUGAAGAUGACACUUUAUUUAGAUUUCCACAGAGAAAGAUUGGAACAGGAGAGAACAGACUCCCUGAGAGGGUGGCAGGACACAC